Messenger RNA from Penicillium paradoxum, 966 nucleotides. RefSeq names its product putative JmjC domain protein. The coding region runs from base 1 to 966 and encodes 321 amino acids. The record is from RefSeq and is a predicted model, not a curated record. Gene Ontology annotation, molecular function: 2-oxoglutarate-dependent dioxygenase activity. The transcript has 2 exons. NCBI's taxonomy places the organism in Eukaryota, Fungi, Ascomycota, Eurotiomycetes, Eurotiales, Aspergillaceae.
AUGUCGAUCUGGUCAUUACGAGUCCGGGCGCGACUCUCGCGUCCUAGGCUCUGUAAAAGCCAUACCAAUAGUCGCACUUACACAGCUUCCGCAUGUCCUCAAUAUAGAACCCUCGACUUCCUCGAAAAUGACGACCUGGACACCUUCCAACAGCGAUGCUUCUUCCCCGAACAACCAGCGAUUCUGCCCCGAGGUAGCUUCCAAACAUUCCCGGCCUUGAAAAAAUGGUUCAACCCCUCAAUACCGGGCACUACGCUCCCCGUCAAAAACUUGAAUGUGGAAUAUCUCCGCGAACACGGCGCCGAUGCCUUCGUCCCACUCGAACUCACCGAAACCCCAUCUCCCUCGAUUUCCCAGACACAUAGCGACACAGAAGAGGUUCAAAGCUUCCGACAAUUCCACGCUCCGCUGUCGCUAUUUCUAGACUGGAUGCGCACGGCCGAAACCAACCCACAGUCCACACGGCUCUACCUCGCGCAAUGCCAGCUCCUAGAUCUGCCGCCGGUGCUGUGCGAAGACUUCCCAACACCGGAAUUAGUAGCGCACGCAGGCAAGGGCGAUGUGUACGAUACCAAUGUAUGGAUCGGACACCCGCCCACAUAUACGCCGCUCCACCGGGACCCGAACCCGAAUUUGUUUGUACAGCUGGCUGGAGAGAAGGUUGUGCGCCUGCUCGCGCCGGCAGAUGGGCAGGCUGUGUUUGGGGCUGUGAGGCGGCAGCUGGGGAAGAGUGGGAGUCGGGAGGCAGCGGCUUUCCGGGGCGAGGAGAUGAUGCAGGGCAGGGAGAGGGCGUUGUUAGAUGAAAUGGUUUGGGGAGCCCCGGUGUCUGCUGGUUCGGAUUCUGGGGUUGGCUUCGAAGCGCGUCUUGGAGCCGGUGAUGGCUUGUUCAUUCCUAAGGGGUGGUGGCAUAGUAUCAAGGGUGUCGGCGAGGGCGUUACGGGCUCGGUCAAUUGGUGGUUCCGAUAG